This is a messenger RNA of Parasteatoda tepidariorum (common house spider), 1434 nucleotides long. Lineage: Eukaryota; Metazoa; Arthropoda; Arachnida; Araneae; Theridiidae. The record is from RefSeq and is a predicted model, not a curated record.
UAGCAUUCUUUGGAGCUUCUAUCUGCCUGCUAUCAAUUAUAUUUUUUGGCUGUGAUCCACUACCGAUACUCUUUUUACUCACUGUGGCCCUGGGAGUCAAUGGAUUCAUGUAUUCUGGAUUUAAUGUCACUCACGUCGAUAUGAGCCCAGAAUUCUCAGGCACAUUGAUGGGCAUUACAAACUGCAUUGCUAAUUUUUCCGGUUUCCUAGCUCCAGCAUAUGUUGGAAAAGUGACUGAAAGUGGUCAAUCCUUACACAACUGGAGCAUUGUGUUCAUCACCACAUCUUGUGUCUACUUCGUCACUGCAAUUAUUUACAAUAUAUUUGGUUCAGCCGAGCUUCAACCUUGGGGAUAAGAACACUUUAAAAAUAAAAAAUGGUGAUAUAAAUAAAAAUAGAAUUUUACGCUUAUAAGAGAGCCAUAAGAAUCUCAAGCGUUAAAUUUUUUUUCUAAUAAUAGAAUCUUCAAGAUAAUUUUUAAACGUUACGUGACCAACUGAUUUUCCAAAAAGCGUAUACGUGAAACACAAAUUGUAUAAAAAUAGUAGCGCUUAAUGUAUGAAAUUUUAAAUUUUAAUUUUCUUCAAACAGUAAAAUAUUCUCUGAAGCAAAGUCUGCAAUUCGUAAGUGUUUAAAAGAAUUGCAACUGCCAUCCGAUAUUUUAGUAGCAUUUACAAUAAAGCAAAAAAAAAACUGUUACGGUACUUUCCAUAACAUGUUUACUGCUAAAAAUAGGUCCUGGUUACUUAAAAUUUCUUAUUUAUGUCGAAACCUGUUCUUUAAUGGUAAAAAUUAACAAAUUGAUAAACGCUGCAGCAAUAAGGAAUAAAUAAGGUGUAACUUAAUCGUCUUUCUUUAGCAUAUUCCUCAAUUUGAUAGUUUUUCAAUACAAAUAUUUAAAUGAUUUCCCGUUAUUUAAACACCAAUUAUUUAAACACCAAUUAUACGCAAACCAGCGUAAAAAAAUAAAUAGUGAUUCUGUACUGCUGACAAAUAUUUGUAUUUUUAAAUGCUUCUUAAAAUUCUAUCCCUUAUGAAAAAUCGAAGAAAAUCUUCAUGAAUCGACUAGUUAAUAUAAUAACUUUCGAAGCGAAUUAAAUAACUAUUUACCUGAUAGCGGAACAUUAAUUGUAUAAAGAAGUAGUUAUUAACAGAACUUGUAAGAGAUGAUUUUAUUUGAGAUUUUUCUUCCAUGACAGAUACCCUGUUUUAGCACACAGACGUAUGCUUCUUGUAUAUGGCAUCAAUAUCUAUAAUUUCUAUCGAGAAUCUGCAAAUUAUUUUUGCCAACUAAGUUUUUAAGAAAAAUCCACGAGAACUACAACUAUGUAAAAGGAUGCUUUGCAUUUAUAUAUCAUUUGUACAUAAACAUGGUUUGUUGCUCAAUGUAAAUGUAUUUAAAUGAGGUUUUUAAUGAAUGUGUAUAAAAAAGUU